Molecule: messenger RNA, 4257 nt
Organism: Sitophilus oryzae (rice weevil)
Lineage: Eukaryota; Metazoa; Arthropoda; Insecta; Coleoptera; Curculionidae
Product: probable multidrug resistance-associated protein lethal(2)03659
Exons: 14
Coding region: 170-4201 (1343 amino acids)
Biological process (GO): transmembrane transport
Cellular component (GO): membrane
Molecular function (GO): ATP hydrolysis activity; ABC-type transporter activity; ATP binding
Source: RefSeq, a predicted model, not a curated record
UUUUUCAGAGUCAAUCAAAGAAUGUAGCAGAAAUACAAAAGUUAUAUAAUACAUAAAACACCUAAAAGGGGAAAAUAAUGGUUCACCAGAUAACCACAGUGGCGCUAACAAGAUACAUAAAGUGAAGAAUAGGUAGUGUGAAGUUAGAACAAUAUUUUUGUGGACAAUUAUGGACAGUUAUAAAAUUGGAACAGGGAAACCUUUUAAAAACCAUCCAUUUAAUGAAGCAAACUUUAUAUCGAAAAUAUUUUUCCUAUGGACAUUUCCCCUAUUUAUCAAAGGUUUCAAGAAAGACCUCCUUGAAGAUGAUCUUUAUCCAUCUUUGAAGGAGCACGAUUCAAAAAUUCUUGGAGACAAACUGGAAAGGGAAUGGCAUACAGAACUGAAGAAGAAACCGAAUAAUCCAUCGUUAUGGAAAGCCUUGGCAAAGGUUUUCGGAAAAGUUCUAUCUAUUUUAGGCUUUUGCUGUUUGUGCAUGGAAAUAUUUGUAAGACUGUCACAACCACUGCUUCUUUCCCAACUUCUUUUAUACUACCAUCCAAACUCUACGAUGACCAAACGAGAAGCUUAUUAUUACGCAGCUGGUAUUUGUUUAACAUCGUUUCUAUCAGCUGCAUUUGAACACACUUAUAUGUUUCAUAUUUUUCAUUUAGGUCAAAAAAUACGUGUGGCGACGUCAACUUUAGUCUACAGGAAGGCCUUGAAACUAAGUAAAAGUGCAUUGGCUGAUACAACCGUCGGCCAAAUGGUGAAUCUGAUAUCAAACGACGUUGAAAAAUUUGAACUUGCAAUCACACAUAUACAUAACUUAUGGCUGGCACCAGUUGAAACUAUGGUUGUUUUGAUAUUGAUGUAUUUUUAUGUUGGCUUAAGUGGAGUAGCUGGCAUUGUAUUCAUGUUAUUAUUUAUUCCAAUUCAAAUGUGGAUGGGCAAGAAGACUUCUAAAUAUCGUUUAGCUACAGCCAUUGAAACUGAUGAAAGAAUUAGGUUGAUGAAUGAAAUCAUAUCUGGAAUUCAAGUGAUUAAAAUGUAUACUUGGGAAAUUCCCUUUGCCAAGCUUGUUGAACUCAGUAGAAGGAAAGAAAUUCAACAAAUCAAGAAAAUAUCUGUAAUAAGAGCCAUUAUGAUGUCCUUUAAUAUGUUCUUAAACUCAACUACCAUAUACAUAUGCGUUUUAGUAUAUUUCUUUACCGGAAACGUACUAGAUGCUCAGUACGUCUACGUAGUAUCCUCAUUUUAUGGUAUUCUGAGAAGUACAGUAACCACGUUCUUCCCUCAAGGGGUCACUCAGUUUGCCGAGGCAAGUAUAUCAGUAAAAAGAAUUAAACAAUUCUUGCAGCACGACGAAGUCCAACUUGACUCAAGUUCCACAUUUCUUAAUGCUUUUCGAUCUAGUGAAAAAACUAACAAAUCAGUUGGUAUUCAUCUAAAGGAUGUUUCUGUAAAAUGGACCAAGUCACUUGAAGAGAAUGCUUUAGAUAACUUAAAUGUUGAGGUGGAGUCUGGUCAAUUAGCCGUAGUGAUUGGUCCUGUUGGAAGUGGUAAAACAACUCUAUUGCACACAAUUCUGGGCGAACUAGAGCCAGUGUCCGGUAUGGUGGACGUGGGUGGUUCGAUUUCGUAUGCCUCUCAGGAACCGUGGUUAUUUGUGGGCAGUGUACGUCAGAAUAUUAUUUUCGGUCAACGGUUCGACGCUCGACGAUAUUACGAAGUGGUAAAAGUAUGUGCCUUAGAAAGAGACUUCGCACUGUUUCCUCACGGCGAUCGAACUAUAGUCGGUGAACGUGGUGCAUCAAUUAGUGGUGGUCAAAGAGCUCGUAUCAAUCUUGCCCGUGCAGUUUACAAACGAGCGGAUAUUUAUCUGUUAGACGAUCCGUUAUCUGCAGUCGAUGCCCACGUCGGAAAACAACUGUUCGAAGACUGCAUAACCGGUUACCUUAAAAACAAGUGCGUUGUUUUGGUUACUCAUCAGCUACAAUAUUUGAAAGACGCCAAGAAGAUUUACCUUUUUGGAUCAAAAACAAUCGAACAUACGGGCACUUAUGAAGAAGUACAGAAUUCCGGCAGAACAUUUACGCAACUUCUUAGUGAACUUGAAGACGUUCUUGAUGAAGAAGAUGCUGAAGAAUACGAAACGGAAGAAAAUGAAGAUAUCAAACCAGCCAGAAGAAGAAGAGUGUCUACCAAGGAAGUUGUGCCAACAAAUGUAAAGAUGGAUCCUCAAAUCGAAAAAGAAUCAAGAGGAAGUGGUACCAUUGGCUGGACAGUAUACAAGUCGUAUUUUGUCUCUGGAGGUCACUGGUGUAAAAUUUUAAUAUUGUUUCUAAUAUUUGCCAUGACGCAAGCUCUGGCAAGUUUAUGUGAUUAUUUUUUGACAUUCUGGGUUAAUAUGAACCAAAUCAAGAAAAUGGAAGAAAAUGAGACGUACCUUAAAAACCAAGAAAUAUCUAGAAUCGUCGAGCAUGGAACUUUCACCGUUGAUCCUAACACAUAUAAUGGUUCAAGGAUUCUCUCCAAUAAUAAUUCCAUUAUAACUGAGCAUACACCUUUUCAAGAAUUCUGGCUUACACACAUGACUGAUCAGGUUCUCGCAAUAGCAUAUACAGUGAUAGUUUUGAUGCUGAUAUUAAUGACAAUAACCAGAUUAUUGGUUUUCUACAGAUUUUGUAAUAAAGCAUCAAUUCGAUUGCACCAUAAUAUGUUUUAUAAGAUAGUAUACGCUACAAUGAGAUUUUUUACUGUUAAUCCUUCAGGAAGAAUUCUCAACAGGUUUUCUAGAGAUAUGAAUCAAGUAGAUGAAGCAUUGCCUGUUACUUUACUUGACACUUUGCAGAUAUCGCUGACUGUUGUUGCUAUUACAACGGUAGUUACUACUGUAAAUCCUUGGAUGUUAUUACCAACAAUUAUAAUGCUGACAAUAUUCUAUUUUAUGAGAGUGGUAUUUUUAGCUACCAGUAGAGAUAUUAAACGACUAGAAGGAAUCACAAGAAGCCCAGUUUAUUCCCACUUGACUGCAUCACUUCAAGGCUUAACAACUAUUCGAGCAUUUGGUGCCCAGGAGAUACUAAAAACUGAAUUUGACAACUACCAAAAUUCCUACAGUUCGGCCUAUUUCAUGUUCCUGUGCGCUAAUCGCGCGUUUGGAUUCUGGCUUGAUAUGCACUGUGUGGUUUUUAUCGCUUUAGUCACACUUAGUUUUCUAUUUUUUGAUACAGAGACCUUUGGAGGUAGCGUGGGUCUGGCGAUCUCCCAAUCCCUAAACUUAACAGGAAUGUUCCAAUGGGGAAUGAAACAAUGGAGCGAACUUGAGAACACUAUGACUUGUGUGGAAAGAAUAAAGGAAUAUGCUGACGUAGUUCCGGAACGCGACGAAAAAAGACGAGACCCUGCAAAAUCGUGGCCUGAGAAAGGAGACAUUACAUUCGAACACUUGAAUUUAAGAUACGUAGCCGGUGAAGCGCCGGUUCUCAAAGAUUUAACAUUUCGUAUCCAGAGUUCAGAGAAAGUUGGUAUUGUGGGGCGAACCGGAGCAGGAAAGUCGUCUAUUAUUAUGGCUCUGUUCAGAUUAGCUAUUAACGAAGGAAAAAUAGUUAUAGACGAUAUAGAUACGGCUACUAUUUCUCUUAAUCGUCUGAGAUCGGCUAUUUCUAUUAUACCUCAAGAACCGGUGUUGUUUUCGGGAACACUAAGGAAAAACUUAGAUCCAUUUGACGAAUACACUGAUGAAUCGAUUUGGAAUGCUUUAGAGGAAGUCGAACUAAAAACAGUCGUUACCGACUUACCUCAAGGGUUAGAAAGUAAGAUGUGUGAAGGCGGAAGCAACUUCAGUGUUGGCCAGAGGCAACUAGUAUGUCUGGCCCGUGCAAUAGUCCGAAAAAACAAAAUCCUAGUUCUCGACGAAGCAACAGCAAACGUAGAUCCUUACACCGACGCGUUGAUUCAAACGACAAUUAGAAGAAAGUUCUCCAGUUGUACCGUGCUAACUAUCGCUCAUAGAUUGCACACUAUAAUAGACUCAGUCAAGGUGCUCGUGAUGGAUGCUGGUAGAAUGGUUGAAUUUGGACAUCCUCAUGAAUUGUUACAAAAUACAGAAAAUGGAGUUUUCUACGAAUUAGUACAACAAACUGGUCGAACUAUGGCAGAAAAUCUAAUAGGCAUUGCUGAAGAGAGUUACAAUAAUUCUAUAAGUAAUCAACACUAACGUUUGUAUCGAAGAAAAUUGGAAACUCGAAAAGUUUAAUCGAAACAAAAAGUGUA